AUUCUUGAUGCUGUCCAGAAUGUCUCUUGCUUUAAUCACCAUACUGGUGGCACUCCCAAAGAUUCACGUCACUGUGGCAUGAGCCUCUCAUCUUGGAAAGCUUCUCCCAAAGUUGUUUAUCCCAGAAAAUCAUCUUGUCCUGCACAUUCUGGUUUUGGUUUUUUUCUAGUUUCCUUGCUCAACAGCCAGAUCAUACAGACAGGGGAUGAAUAAACCCCAUAGUGGUUGAUUUCUUUGUUGUUUUCUUUUGUCUUCAGUAGAAAAAUUAAGGUUGAGAAGGAUUUCAGUAUUGUCUUACAUGAAACUAUCUUUCCAAGUCCACAGUCAGUCUUCCAGGAGGGAAAAACUCCACCCCAACGUGAUUAUGGUCUGCCACACCAAGACUCUUGUCUGAACAUGGAAAUAGCUUCAAGCAGUGGUAACAGGGCCAAGAGCAGGGAGGAAGAAGCAUGAUCAAGAUGAACUGCGUCCUGUUAACCGCCUGCAUCAUUCUGGUUGCUUUUUGUGGUUCUGGUUAUACCCUGAGGUGUUACCACUGUGAGAACAGCCCUUCCUUGUGCAAGACCAACAGCACUUGCUUAGCGACUGAAGAUACUUGCUUGCAGAUGAAAUUCGGUAAACUGAGAACUUCUUCCUGCUGGAAGACAUCCCAGUGCAGAAUGAAUGACAUUGCUGAGUUCUUCCAGUUGGAUAAUUUUAACUUCUUUUGCUGCCAACACGACUUGUGCAAUGAGAGCGCAGUUACUGGGGUUAACAAAGCAGCUUUGAGUGUUGCCUCUGUAAUGACUGUGUUGUGGAUGCUUCUGUAAUAACAACCCUGAUUUGUAUGCUGUACUUUCAAGCUGAAAUUGUUCAUAAUCAUCAGCUCUUUCCUAAAUGGUCCAUCUCACAUUUUCAGUUCCAAACAAUGGGCAGCAACGUUACCUUUUCAUCUUAAAUGUUGUUUCCUGAGGUCCCAUCUGUUAAAUCAAUCAUUGGCAGGGAGACAUGUGUUGUUACCAGCUAUGGGGAAUUGGAGUGUUUUGACCUGUCCAAUUCAUGGGGAAAAAUAACUUGGUAUCAAAUAUUGUUGUGGAGAAGCUAGGCAAGCUUCAGUGGGUGAUGUGAAAAGGGAGGAAUACCGUAGGUUUUAUGCUGGAAAACUAUCAUUUCAUCCCAGAAAUGGUAAUUACUUUUGGUUGGGAUUUCUGUGGGUGGGGGAUUGUUGUUGCUGAGGUUGGGGGUUUUUUUGGGUGCCCUUUUGUCAUCCACCAAGCAGCAGGUUUGCCCUCAGCACAAGAAGCAUUUCAUCAUGACAAGUAUGGAAAUAUUUAGCUUGAAGUGAUACAGACUCUUGUUCCCAUCGCUGCAACGUUUAUUUUUACAAGGCAGUGCUAUAACCUAGUGAGCACCAUUAUUUUGGGAGAAAGCAUCUCCAUCUCUUACACCAAAGCCAAAAUAAUGCUAUAAGUGAGAAACAGGGUUUUUUUCCCCCCUUCUUUUUAUAGUUCUGUGAGCAUGCAGACAGCACAUGCUAGCUUCUUUCUUUGCCUUAUGCUUUAUCCAUCUCUAGGCUGUUAACUAAGCAUGUGCUUGGCACUGAGUAUUUAUUGGUAUACUGAGAAUGGUUUGUAAAAUGCUAAGGAAUUGAAAUGGCACAUCUAGUUUAGGUUGUUCAAAACAAUGACAUGUAAACUUAACCCUUCAAGCUUCCACCUGUAAGAGUGGGAGGGGAAAAAAAAACCUUGCAGAACUUGAUUUUUCUGACUUUUAUGCAGCUCUCUAAAUGCCAAUCCAAAAGGUAUGUGUAUUUAUAUAGCAUGGCUAGAAAAACACUCUGUGUGUGUCAGAGGUCUGGGGGUGAAGUAUUCUGCACGUUGCUCGGCCUCACUGGUGGAGGAGACAGACCUUUGAUACUUCUCUGGUACUUAGGGACCCUCUGAGUCAGGUACAAUGUCAAAGUCUCCUUUUUCUCUUCUGGAGCUCAUGGCAUGUCCCUGCAAGGGUCGUGGUCCAUUGCCAAUGGCUUAUUCUCUUUCUCAGGACCCUUGCUUAUGCUGUGCAAGGUGCCAGUGACACCAGUGCACCCACAAGAGUGUUACUCCAAAUCUGUGAUAUAUUCUGCAGUGGAUCUUUUGGUUAACCUUAGCUAUGAAAACAUCCUGAGAUCUCUCUGGUCACUCAAAAUAUGGAUGUCAUCCUGUCUUUGUUUAAU
Messenger RNA from Colius striatus (speckled mousebird), 2194 nucleotides. It is a transcript of the gene CD59, whose product is annotated as CD59 molecule (CD59 blood group). NCBI's taxonomy places the organism in Eukaryota, Metazoa, Chordata, Aves, Coliiformes, Coliidae. The transcript has 4 exons. The coding region runs from base 450 to 809 and encodes 119 amino acids. The record is from RefSeq and is a predicted model, not a curated record.